Camelina sativa (false flax) is the source of this 1261-nucleotide messenger RNA. Its product is annotated as deaminated glutathione amidase, chloroplastic/cytosolic. Lineage: Eukaryota; Viridiplantae; Streptophyta; Magnoliopsida; Brassicales; Brassicaceae. Gene Ontology annotation, molecular function: hydrolase activity, acting on carbon-nitrogen (but not peptide) bonds, in linear amides. The record is from RefSeq and is a predicted model, not a curated record.
CAUAAAAUAUCAAAUUUUUUUUUUUUUCACUUGAUUAAAGUAAAAGAAGUAUUGACAAAAGACCUGACGGUAGUCUCGUCACUACGUUGCGGAUGAACGUUUACUUUGUUCCUCUCGGCUUCACGAAACCACCUUCUCUAUUUACACGCGUCACUCUCUCUGCUCAGACUCCUCUAGCCAUGGCCACAGUAAACAAAACAGUUCGUGUCGCAGCAGCUCAGAUGACAUCAGUGAAUGAUCUCAUGGCCAAUUUCGCCACUUGCUCUCGACUCGUUCAAGAGGCAGCAUUGGCCGGUGCGAAGCUGAUUUGCUUCCCUGAGAACUUCUCCUUUGUGGGAGAUAAACAAGGGGAAAGUGUGAAAAUCGCUGAACCAUUAGAUGGGCCAGUGAUUCAACGGUAUUGCUCUCUAGCCAGGGAUUCUAAUAUAUGGUUGUCUCUUGGAGGCUUUCAAGAGAGAUUUGAUGAUACCCAUUUGUGUAAUACACAUGUUGUGAUCGAUGAUGCUGGGAUCAUCCGGGAUACUUAUCAGAAAAUGCAUUUGUUUGAUGUUGAUGUUCCUGGUGGAAGCUCGUACAAGGAAAGCAGCUUUACGGUUCCAGGGACAAAGAUUGUUUCCCUAGACAGCCCUAUUGGGCGCUUAGGCCUUACUGUAUGCUACGAUUUGAGGUUUCCUAAGAUUUAUCAGCAACUGAGAUUCGAUCACAGAGCUCAGGUUUUACUAGUACCAUCAGCUUUCACCAAGGUCACUGGUGAGGCACACUGGGAGAUUCUUCUUCGAGCCCGGGCAAUUGAAACACAAUGUUAUGUCAUAGCUGCUGCUCAAGCUGGAAAGCAUAAUGAGAAAAGAGAAAGUUAUGGGGACACACUGAUCAUUGAUCCGUGGGGAACUGUAAUUGGAAGAUUACCCGAUCGUAUUUCAACUGGCAUUGUCGUGGCAGAUAUAGAUUUUGCACUUAUUGACUCAGUGAGAACAAACAUGCCUAUUGAUAAGCAACGGGUCUCAAUAGAUCUCUGAUGAAUUCAUUGGUGUUGUGAAAUUUGGAGUUGUGAUUUUCUUGGGUAAGUUGUAAAUGAAUUAAUUUGAAACAAGAUACUAAGUCUCAAUAAUAAGCUAAGCUAAGAAAAUAAGAACACAAUAUUCCAAUAGAUAAAUGAACCUUGUCCUCACACAUCAUGGUUAAGUCGUAAGAUGUUUUCACCCAUCACGGUUGUAUCUGAACCCACACGUUUUAUCAAUAAGGAGACAAUGAAAACAGGAUG